AUGGGACCAACCACCUACCCCCCCAACCUAAUCGAAUACAUCUGGCCCUGCAACCACCACGCCCAUGUCUCCGUCCAACCCGCCCCCUCCCCCAGCAUCCUCGUCGACCGCGGGGAAUUCUCUCUUCCCGCGGCUCGCCCACCCGAGGACCUAACCGAAGAAGAACGCACCGGCAUCCCCGGCCGCCGCAAAUGCUGUCGGUGCUGGGCCACCAGCAGCAUCUUCAAGCCUCUCACCGCCUGCGAAGAAUGCGAACACCCGUUCACAGGAUGUCCGACGUGCGUGGUGGUGGAUUCCUCCGGGACGAGGGAGAUCGCCACGCUCCAACGGCGUCCCGUGGGGGAAUUUGAUCAAACCCCCGAGCACUGGAGAUGUGGGACGUGUGAGCAUAUCAACACGUUUGAUGCCGAGGCGGCGGGGCCAAUCAAUGGGUUUUUGGCGCCGAUGGUGGCGGAUUAUAUGGAGGAUAUGCAGUGCCGGAAGUGUGGGGGGCAUUUUACAGAGGAGAGUUGGGUGAUGAAUCCAUUUUGGGUGUAUUUGGGGGCGUGGAAUGGGAAGGUCGUGGCGGAGGGUGGGCCGUGGCAUUGGAGUAUGGUGUGGCAUCGCGAUUGUGCGGGGGAAGGGCAUAGUAGGGAGGAGUGUUAUGCGGAGAGGAGGAAUGGGAGACGCAGGAGGGAGAAUCCGUGUAUUAACAAGAACUUUGCCGUUGAAGCGGCUGAGGCCGAGAAGGCCGCGGCGGAGUCAACAUCAGCAUCGGCAGCUGAUUCAACAACAACAGAAAAAUCAGCCCCGGCCAUUCCGCCUAUCAUGGUAGUCGACACAGACCGACACUCUCUCCCUCCGCCCUCAGCGGGUUUGACCCCUUUCCCCGAGGACCAUCACCCCGGAUUCGGCGAUCACGACCGAGUUACCAUGCCUGGGGUACCCUCCGCAGCGGCAGCUCUGCAACCAGACAACCAAGACAACCAGACCGUCGGGACAGGCGGGUUCACCAUUGGCGACUACGAAGGCACCGGGUUUGGCUCAGAUAUCGACGAGAUGCUGCCUGUGGACCGUGGUUUGGCCGUGCCUGGGGACGACGAGACGGAUGGGCCGGACUUGGGGUCGUAUUAUGAUGUGCCGAGUCGGCCGCGGUCUCCUGCUGCCCCUGUAGCGGUGGCUGGUGGAGGGAAUUAUUAUGCGCCGCUGAGGCAGGAUUUUGCGCCGGGGACGGUGCCGCCUUCUGAAGAUGGUAUGUUCUUUUCCCUUUCUCAGACUGGAAAAUGUAUUUGGUCUGGACUAACAUAA
Messenger RNA from Dichotomopilus funicola, 1287 nucleotides. RefSeq lists its product as uncharacterized. Bases 1 to 1287 code for a protein of 428 amino acids. The transcript has a single exon. The record is from RefSeq and is a predicted model, not a curated record. Lineage: Eukaryota; Fungi; Ascomycota; Sordariomycetes; Sordariales; Chaetomiaceae.